AUGGGUAUCAGCCGUGAUCACUGGCAUAAGCGUCGAAAAACGGGUGGCAAACGCCCACAACCACAUAAAAAACGAAAAUUUGAAUUAGGUCGUCCAGCAGCUCAUACAAAAUUAGGUAUCAAACGCAUUCAUACUGUUCGUACACGUGGCGGUAAUAAAAAAUAUCGUGCAUUACGUUUGGAUAUUGGUAAUUUUUCAUGGGGUAGUGAGGGUAUAACAAAAAAAACACGUAUUAUCGAUGUUAUGUAUCAUUCAUCAAAUGAAAACAUUCGAACGAAAACAUUAACCAAAUCAACAAUUGUUCAAAUUGAUGCGGUACCAUUUCGUCAAUGGUAUGAAAGUCAUUAUGCUUUACCACUUGGACGUAAAAAAGGUGUCAAAUUAACGGAACAAGAAGAAGCCGUAUUAGCCAAACAACGUUCACAAAAAGCUCAAAAAAAAUUACAAGUAAUUCAAAAAACAGCUAAAGUUGAACAAGGUUUAGAAGAACAAUUUCAAGCAGGAAGAGUGUUAGCAUGUGUUGCAUCAAGACCGGGACAAUGUGGUAGAUGUGAUGGUUAUGUAUUGGAAGGAAAGGAAUUAGACUUUUAUGUGAAAAAAAUUAAACAGAAAAAAUCAAAGUAA
Messenger RNA from Didymodactylos carnosus, 624 nucleotides. NCBI's taxonomy places the organism in Eukaryota, Metazoa, Rotifera, Eurotatoria, Philodinida, Philodinidae. The record is from the annotation of a GenBank genome assembly.